AAUCGUUUUACAGUAAAAAUACCAUUUUGAGCACAUACCUUUUGCCGCUACGGUAUCCAUGUUUGAGUUACAUACAUACACCAAUCCCUUUCAUGCCCUGGAAAAGCGCACUAACUUUAUUUCAAGGGAUCCAUGAUAUUGCAAUUGAGUUUCUUGAAAGCCUCGGAAGCGUCUACGAAAAACGAUCCCACACUCGUAUUACGUAAAAAGACAAUCGACUCUAAAUCCCAUCGUGUGGUCAAGCAAACAUAGACUCGACGGACCAUCCAAGUUCCCCGACCGCUCUCAUAGUAGAACUCGGAAUAGGGUCGGAAUAUCACCUGUGGCUAGCAUGGUGAGACCUACGUGCAUACGCUUAGCAUACCUAGAGGCGAUAUGCCGCUGACAGCUGAAUAGUCAGGUACUCUGGGGAACGCUAUUCUGUUUUGUAACUUUAGUGUUUCCUACCCCUCUCCGUCGCAUACCGAAGACUUUAGUCCAAAGUCUCUCUCUAUUAGACACCCACCUAACCAGGAGACCAAGUCGUUUAAACCGCAAUCAUGCCUCAACAAGUACCAACGGCAAGCAAGCUACUAGACCUCUUCAGCCUUAAGGGCAAGGUUAUCGUCAUCACUGGCGCCUCCGGUCCCCGAGGGAUGGGCAUCGAAGCUGCCCGGGGUUGCGCUGAGAUGGGAGCUGACAUUGCCAUCACAUACCUGACGCGCAAAGAGGGGGCCGAGCAAAACGUUGCGGGAUUAAUUAAAGAUUACGGCGUAAAGGUCAAGGCUUACAGCUGCGACAUAAGCGACUACAACGACUGCGAGAAGCUCGUCAGCGACGUGUUGAAAGACUUCGGCCACAUCGACGGGUUCAUCGCCAACGCCGGCGCGACAGCAGACGGCGGCGUCAUCGAAUCUACUAAGGAGGCUUGGGACAAGGUCGUCGGAAUCGACCUGAACGGCACGGCCUACUGCGCCAAGGCCGUUGGUCCCCACUUCAAGAAGCAGGGCCACGGCUCUUUCGUCAUCACCUCCUCGAUGUCCGGUCACGUGGCCAACUUCCCCCAGGAGCAGACUUCUUACAACGUCGCGAAGGCCGGCUGCGUUCACAUGGCGAAGUCUCUUGCCAACGAGUGGCGCGACUUCGCGCGCGUUAAUUCCAUCUCCCCCGGAUACAUCUCCACCGGCUUGUCCGAUUUCAUCGAGCCGAAGACCCAGCAGCUGUGGUAUUCCAUGGUCCCCAUGGGCCGACCGGGCGAGGCUAAGGAGCUGAAGGCCGCCUAUGUGUACCUCAUCAGCGACGCUAGCACGUAUACUACCGGCGCCGAUAUAGUGAUUGAUGGAGGAUACACUUGCCGAUAAAUGUGGGGGAAGGCGUGGUUUUAUCGCAUAGACACCUAGAUGACACCUAGAUCUACACUGCAUCUUUGAGAUAGAUUAGAGCAUACUAGAUCAUUGCUUUGGAGUCAGAAAGCAGUAUGCACCAGGUACUAAAUAUGUGCCUGGACAAUAUCACAUUCUUGGUUAGGUAUUGUCACAUUUGUUGUUUUCUAGUGCUUUCCAUUGAUUUAUACUGGAUUCGAAUUCCACUUAUAUACGACGAUAUGCCUUUGUCGAACAAUCUUGCGGUCUAGCAGUUGCUAGGUUGUUUGCCCAUUACUCAGGUUUGGAACCUGCAUGCUUAGGGUGUUGUCAGGCAAUCCCGCCGCAAAAUGAAAAUCAAUCAUAAUAGGCCAUAUGUCCAUUGACUACCUUAGGUAUUAACAGC
Molecule: messenger RNA, 1746 nt
Organism: Annulohypoxylon truncatum
Lineage: Eukaryota; Fungi; Ascomycota; Sordariomycetes; Xylariales; Hypoxylaceae
Product: short chain dehydrogenase
Exons: 2
Coding region: 540-1340 (266 amino acids)
Cellular component (GO): intracellular anatomical structure
Molecular function (GO): oxidoreductase activity, acting on NAD(P)H, oxygen as acceptor
Source: RefSeq, a predicted model, not a curated record